Messenger RNA from Rhinichthys klamathensis goyatoka, 612 nucleotides. RefSeq names its product LBH regulator of WNT signaling pathway, like (gene lbhl). Gene Ontology annotation, biological process: positive regulation of DNA-templated transcription. The record is from RefSeq and is a predicted model, not a curated record. The transcript is spliced from 3 exons. Gene Ontology annotation, cellular component: nucleus. NCBI's taxonomy places the organism in Eukaryota, Metazoa, Chordata, Actinopteri, Cypriniformes, Leuciscidae. The coding region runs from base 37 to 456 and encodes 139 amino acids.
UUUUUCCAUAUUCCGUGAUGUCACUAUAACAGAGGGAUGGGGUACCCAGAAGCCCAGGCCAUGGAUGAGUUUCCAGUACAGAGAAAAGGGGACCGACUGCCCUUUCAGAUCUUCCCAGAUCCAGUAGUAGUUGUGAGCACUGAAGGCACUCUGAGCUGCGUGCCCCAGGGGAAGGAGCGCCUGCCGUCCAUCGUGGUGGAGCCUACAGAUGUCAGUGAGGUGGAGAGCGGGGAGCUGCGCUGGCCCCCGGAAGACAUGGACUUCGAUGAAGAUGAAGAUCUGUUCUUGGAGCAGUGCAUCCCACCCGCUAACAUCGCCGACUGGGGGGAGGAUGAAGAAGAGAGCUCUGUCAUUGAAAACCCCCAGCAGACCACUUCUCUGUUAGAUCUUCAAACGGAUGACUUUAGGGACGACACCCCAACUCUUCCUCCAGAGAGUGCUUCGGCUCUGAACUGAUGGACCCGUCCUGUUCUCAGGGUCGCGACAUGUUGAACCUGUGCUGCCACGUCUCAUGUAAAUGAGUGAAGGACGCUUUCCUGAGCAGCAGCUUCCAGAGGAACUAAUUGGACCAUGCGACUCUGAAUGUGGGCUGACCGUGGUCGCACACUAACA